UACGUUACCAUUUCCGGGUCUUUCGGAGUCAUAUAGAUGACAGCUAUGGCGAAGAAACAUGGACAAAAAGAUUCUUCAGAGGUAUAUUUUGAUACAACAACAAAAACAGUCAUGGCACAGACGACACUUAGUCAAGAUAAAUUGAAAACAAAGAUCGCUGCUGUUCGUGAAGUGGUAUCACGUUCCAGUAACAAUGACAUUCUUCUUGUUCUCCAAUACUUUGAUUAUGAUGUUGACAAAACAAUACAGUCCUUUGUUGAGGAUGGUGCUUCUGAAGUACUAAAAGAAUGGAACUUUACUGGAAAGAAGAGUAAAAACAAUAAAAAAAACAGAAAAAAAGGUGGAGGACAUAAUGAUUCAAAGCCACAGAAUGAGAAAAAAGCAGUUGAACAUAGUGGAGAACAGGGUGCAGUUAUGAAGACAAGUCAAGUUAAUAAUGUUGAUAUCUCUACUGGUCCACCUUCAAUUACCAAUGCCAUUUCUCAGCCUCACACAGUUAGGGAUGGAUCACAUCAAGACAACAGUACUAAGUCUGAACCAUAUAAAGACAGAGUUGAUGCUGUCUCCCAUAAAGAUAGACCAACCUUUUUGGAAUUUAAAAAGGAAACUGCUACACCACUGGAGAGACAUGUAAACUACUCCUUGUCAUUGUCGGCAUCUGGAGAUACCUCAGCAGUACUGGAUGAUGUAUCAGUAAUAAGUAAAACAAAGAGACAACGUAAUAGCAGUGAAUGUAGUAACACAUCCAAUUCUGCCAGCACUGGGGGCAGAAAUAAACAUAAAAAACCAAUGGCAGUAUUAGAAAGAUCUGUCAAAGAUCUUCAGAGAACAACUGUUCCUCUUGGACGCUAUAAAAACUUACUUAACGAGGAAAUUGAUAAGUCACUUAAACGCAUGAAGAAAGCUUUUGAUGGAAUACGUAAAGCUGUUGAUGAGAGGGAAGCUGAAAUGAUACAGCAGUUAAAGGCAGUCAAACUGGAAGGAAAUGAACUUCUGGAAGGAAGACAGAAUAAAGCUGCCGACCUAAAAAGCAUGACUGAAAGAGGUCUAGUACUGAAAGAUUCUGAAAUUGCUGAAUUAAAAGCUGAAAUUAAGCAUUUUGUUGGUGAAAGAAAGGUUGAUGAAGAGCUUGGUAAAACCUAUAGAUUUAAAUAUGAAGAUGAAACUGUUAUAAAGAGUAUUCGAGAAUUUGGUGAAAUUGUUCCCAUAAAGACUCGUUACACUACACGUCGCCAGUCUGUGUCCUCUGUUACUAGUAGUGUUGUGAGUCAUGACGAUACAACUCCACUACCGACCCCUACUACUCCAUUACCAGUCAGUAAUGAUAAAGAUGAUGCUGAAGAUGAUACAGAUGAAGCAACUGCUGCUGAACUUGCUGAAUUAUCUGCCAGACUUCAAAACUCUCUCAAAUUUCAG
Saccoglossus kowalevskii is the source of this 1416-nucleotide messenger RNA. Its product is annotated as spermatogenesis-associated serine-rich protein 2-like. Lineage: Eukaryota; Metazoa; Hemichordata; Enteropneusta; Harrimaniidae. Gene Ontology annotation, cellular component: cytoplasm. The record is from RefSeq and is a predicted model, not a curated record. Gene Ontology annotation, molecular function: protein binding.